Molecule: messenger RNA, 3606 nt
Organism: Ciona intestinalis (vase tunicate)
Lineage: Eukaryota; Metazoa; Chordata; Ascidiacea; Phlebobranchia; Cionidae
Source: RefSeq, a predicted model, not a curated record
UUCUCGUCUGGUGCAAAAGUAAUCAACACCAGACGUUUUCCACAAAAUUCCAUUCAUUCUGAAGUCGCGCGCGUUCGUUCAGUUCAAAAAACUGCAGACGAGAGAAUACAUGCGCUAUGUGCUCCUCUGACACAAGAUUACGAUGCAUCAUGCUGAUUGCGGCCGCAACCGCCGUAAACGGUUGUGUUGUUUACAAUCAAAAGUUAAACAUCGCGAUAGUUCUGGAUACAGCCAAAACAGUCAGCAAUGAGACUUUACAGAUUUUGAAAUCUUACUUUUCAAGAUUUGCCAGCUGCUUGAACAUUGGACCAGAUGGAAAUAGGAUUGCCAUGGCUCGUAUUAUAGAUCAACCAAGUCUGCUGUUGUCCUUUAAUGCAACAUCCACAUUGGCUGAAGUCAGAGCUGUAGUGAGUAAGAUGCAAUACAUUGGUAGCAGCCUCAAAUUCCAUACACCAGAUGCUAUGCUUUAUGCAAAUGAAUCAAUAUUUAACACUGCGGAUUCUUGGCCAAGAAAGGUUGCAACCAAUGUUUUGUUGAUCAUCAAGUUUACACCAACAUUACGCACUGAUGAUGUCAUUGUAAUAAAUAAAGAUUUCGCCAAGAAUGGCAUUCACACAUUUACAUUAACUGUUGGGGAAGUUUCUCCACCUAUCAUGAAUGCUAAACUAUGGCAUACUGAGCAUCUUCCAAAGCCUUCAGAUUUGGUAAACUUUGAUGGCUUGACACAAUCGUUGAUGCAACAGUUCCAGGGAUGCAGUCAUCACAUCAACAAUACUUGUGAGUUAUUGGGAUGUUCUGUCACAAAGAGUGAAGUAUGUAUUUGUGACAAUGGUUGGCACGGCACAUUGUGUGAAUUACAGUCAUCAGGAAACUGUACUUCAAAUUACAAGUUUGAACAAAACAGUUCAAGUUGUGUUUGUUUGAAUCCAGCAAUUUUAAUUGGAAAGGCAACUACUUGUCCGGUUAGCCCAACUUGCAACCAUACUGGUGUUCAAUGUCUUGCAAGCAAAGCUGGUUCUGAUAUUUUGUGUGGUUGUAUUUAUGGAUAUUAUGGCAAUGCAUGUGAAAGUAAACAUCGUUGUAUGAUUUUUCCCAACCCUUGCAAACAUGAUGGAGUUUGUAGGAUUGUUAGUGAUAAGGAAUAUAACUGCAGCUCUGUCUUCCCAUACUCUGGUGACCAUUGUCAACAUUGUGUUUGUCGAAAUGGAGGAAAAUGUUUAACUACAAAUGGAAGUACUUCUUGCAUGUGUAGAGCAAAUUGUACGGGCCAAUUAUGCGAAAAUUGUGCCUGUGAACAAGCAGUUUGUUAUAAUGGGGGGAUUUGUGAAAACUUACCUGGUAGCAACUACAAAUGCAAAUGUUCCAAGAACUGUGGUGGUAAAAACUGUACAGAGUGUUGGGACUUUUGUACCAAGAAUCAACAUGUUUGUCUCAAUGAAGGUACAUGUUUGGCAGUGAAGGAUAGUUAUCAAUGCAUCUGUAAAACAGGGUGUCGAGGACAGAAUUGUUCAACAUGCGAUACUCUGUGUCAACGAUAUCCAACAGUUUGUCGAAACGGUGGUGUUUGCACCAGUACAGAUCUUUAUAAUUUCAACUGCACUUGUAUAAACGGUUGUUAUGGCGUGAUUUGCCAAUGGUGCAAUUCCUGUCGCAGAAAUCCUGGUAUUUGCCAAAAUAAUGGGACGUGUGUGGAUUUGGUCAAUGAGUUUAUGUGCUCAUGUCGUGAAGGGUGUAGUGGUGUACAUUGUGAGUCUUGUCUUGACUAUUGCCAGUAUAACUUAAAUCCAUGUCAAAACAGUGGGAUUUGCCACAGCUUUGGAAGAAAUUCAUAUUCCUGCAAUUGUUCUUCAUUAUGUUAUGGUAAACACUGCCAGAAAUGCAACCAAUACUGCAGCGAAAAUCCUGGGGUUUGUAAAAAUGGAGGCUCUUGCGUUAACAUAGGCUUUAAUGGAUACAGAUGUAUUUGUUCAUCCAGUUGUACUGGUCUUAACUGUAAUACUUGUACACCAGAUUGCAUGUCUUCUGCAUGCCUCAAUGCAAGCACUUGCAAUACUAGAAUCAAUGGUAGCUGCAGUUGUGUAUGUGCUUCUGGUUGUCCUUCUUGUGAAUCAUGUGAUCCUUGUACACCAAACCCUUGUCUUAAUGAUGGUCAGUGCAUUGUAUUGAAUCCUUUAAAGAGAGAAUGCAAAUGUACAGUUGGCUACCAUGGAGUAAAUUGUAAAAAUUUCGUGCCACCAAAAAGAGAUGAAUAUUGCAAAAGUGGUCCUUGCAUUAAUGGAUGCACUUGUAACCCUUCAGAAGAACAUUCUAUGGGAUAUUAUUGCCAUGGUGAUGCUGGUUACCUUGGCAAGAAUUGUGAAAUCAAUCCUCCUAGUUUGGAAUGCUCAGCUGGCACGAUUGCUUUAGAAGUACCCGAGGAAAUUGUGACCACAAAGUAUUUGAAGGGCACAAAAGUUUAUAUAGCUGUUGGAGAUGCUGGUUUGUCUCAUCAAAAUGCUGAUCCCGUUUGUUUCAGCCAGGUUGCUACAAAUGGUAAAUACAAGAUCACAAUUCCAAUUCCUUUUCUUAACUGUAAUAACAUGAUUGCGGAUAGUCCAAAUGGUGAACGAGUUAUCUCGAACACAAUCUGGUUGAAUAAAGAAGAACCGAACAGAGCUUUCGAUGUGCCAGUUCCAAUUGGAACAUUUAAAUGCAGAUAUUCAAAGGACUAUCAAGUCAUCACUUCCUUAUCUCCAAUAGUGUCUAAUCCUUGGCCAGUAACUAAAAAGUUGAAUAGUUUUUCAUCCCGUUUGGUUUUGUGUAAGAUGCCAAUAUGUCCAAACACAUGUCCAACAUCUCAUGUUCUGGAUAACACAGCUGUAUACACCGCUGGUGAACUUAUUUAUGUUCAUAUGUACCACACAGAAGCAAUCCAGCAGAACCACUUUAGUCUUGAAACAUUAUUUCUAUCAUGUUCACCAACCAACUUCAAUAGUGGAAAAAUCAAUUUGGUUUUAAAUGGUUGUUUAGCGGGGGAGUCUGGCAAGUUACUUGACUUUAGAUUGCAACAAACCAACCCCAGUACUGUAUGCUUAUCAUUUAGAGCUCCUAUGAUGAAAGUUUGCAAAACAAUUUACAUUCAUGCUCUUGUCAAGCGAUGUAGAUAUGGAAUUAUAGAGGCAUGCCCUGGUGAUUCUGUUACUCGACGAUGUCGAGUUCCUUUAAGAGGAAAACGUUCUUUACUUCAAAAACAAAUUUGGUCCGACCAACAACACAUGAUUACCGGUCCACUGUUUGUGGUAAUGGGUUCGGAAGGUUUUUCCUCCUAUGAACUUUAACCUAGAUCGGUAUGAUAGUAAAAACUUUUCAGCCCCGGAAAGUUUGCCUUUAAUCAGUAAAGUUGAAGUUACAGAUUGGGACACAAUAUACAAAUGGGUUCUUGGCAUCAUGUGUGUUGUGAUGAUUAUAAUAUCUAUUGUUAUGGCAAUGGCUCUUGCUUUGGUAAAAAGAUUUAGAAGACCUGUUUUAAAGUAAAAUUAUUGAUAAAACCUCCAAAUAAUUAAAAAUUCAAUUCGUGUUAAUUUUCUUUGUGCAAUGUUCCAAUAAAAUUUCAUUAUGCAUACUUUA